CACGCACGCGGACGCGGUUCCAUCGCAGCGGCCUGGCUGGCCUGAACUGAAAGGGCCGUGCGGGAAGCCAACCACCGCGAAAGCGCCGGAGAGUCGGACGGACGACGCAAUCCAGGCGAGGCGAGCGAAUCGGGGGCAGAAAACAGAAGGGGCCGGAGACCGCCGGACCCAGGUCCCUCGUCGCCUCCGCGGGUCCGGUUCGCCGUCUCGUCGCCCGCCCGCCCGCCCGCCUCGCGCAUGGAGGCGCUGUGGAAGCAGGCCUCCAGGCUCAAGGAGCAGGUCGCCCGCCAGGGUGUGUUCAAGCAGUUUGGCUAUGGAAAUUCAGACAACUCGUUUGCAGAUGAGUCAGAGGUUAAACUGCAUCAGAGAUUGGAAAAGCUUUACUUAUCGACUCGUGCGGCUAAACAUUUUCAAAGGGACAUCGUUCGGGGCGUGGAGGGCUAUAUAGUCACAGGAUCCAAACAAGUUGAAAUAGGGAAUAAAUUGUCUGAUGACAGCCAGAAAUAUGGUGUUGAAAACACAUGUACAAGUGGCGAUACGUUAUCCAAAGCUGCUACAUACUUCGGAAAGGCGCGUUCACUGAUUGAAAAGGAGCGUGGCAGCAUGUUGAAAGCAUUUGGCACACAGGUGGCAGAGCCGCUGCGAGCAAUGGUAAUGGGUGCACCCUUAGAGGAUGCUAGACAUCUGGCCCAGAGAUAUGACAGAAUGAGGCAAGAAGCCGAAGCACAGGUUGUUGAAGUAUCAAGACGGCAGAACAGAGUGAGGGAAUCACCUGGGAAUGGUGAUAUGAUAUCAAAGUUGGAAGCUGCUGAGUACAAGCUUGAAGAACUGAAAUCAAGCAUGGUGGGAUUAGGGAAGGAAGCUAUUGCAGCAAUGUCAGCUGUUGAGGCUCAGCAGCAACGGUUGACCUUACAGCGCCUUAUUGCACUGGUUGAGGCUGAGAGAGCUUACCAUCAGAGAGUUCUGGAGAUACUUGAUCAGUUGGAAGAAGAGAUGGUGUCUGAGCGCCAAAAAAUCGAAGCACCUCCUACCCCAGCGGCAGAAAAUUAUAUGCCACCACCACCACCUUCUUAUGAUGAAGUUAAUGGAGUGUUUGCAUCCACUUCUGUUAAUGAGACAAUCCAAUCUGUCGAUUUCUUCCUAGGAGAGGCUCUUGAUUCCUUCAAAGCAGAAAGCGAGUUUGAGCUUACGUUGUCAGCUGGUGACAUUGUAAUUGUCCGAAAGAUCUCAAGCAAUGGGUGGGCAGAAGGCGAGUGCAAGGGCAAAGCUGGAUGGUUCCCUCAUGCCUAUAUUGAAAGGCGAGAACGUGUUUUAGCAAGCAAAGUUCCACAUAUCUUUUAGGAGUCUUGAACUGUCAAUUACGUGGUUUUGAUUUUUAUAUUGUUGGAGGCUGGAACAGUAGCUGACUUCUAUUUAUAUGCCUUAGUUUCUGCGAUGUACUUACCGUGUGUCAUGUGUAUAGGCCAAAAUUUUGAUUUCAGCCUUUUUAGUUUCGACUAGAUUCUGAAUGUAAACAUUUCGGGAGACUGAUCGGACAUUAGUUGUCUUGAUGUUGUUUGAAAUGGUGAAAUAGAUACAUGAUUUUAUAACUUUGUGUU
Panicum hallii is the source of this 1598-nucleotide messenger RNA. RefSeq names its product SH3 domain-containing protein 2-like. The record is from RefSeq and is a predicted model, not a curated record. NCBI's taxonomy places the organism in Eukaryota, Viridiplantae, Streptophyta, Magnoliopsida, Poales, Poaceae. Gene Ontology annotation, molecular function: protein binding. The transcript has 10 exons. The coding region runs from base 238 to 1341 and encodes 367 amino acids.